AUGCGUCACGUCCGACUUUUCUUUUUUGCGCUGUAGCAUGCGGCUACUUUUGUAGUGUGAGUGUACUCUUAAUGUUUCUUUUGAUAUGUAGCGUCUUUUCCUUUGCUCUGGUGUUGCUCUGGUGGCCCUCCGUGCUGCAGUUGUGGGUUAUGUGACUGCUCAUCGUUCAGGCAUGGUUCCUUACAUCCUAUUGUGCAAGCGGGUGAAAUGACUGAACCUGUAAAUACACGUGAGGUAUAAUCUCUUCUGGUAGGUGCUUCACGCACAGCCUUAAUUUUGAGGGGGGGUUACUAAUAUUAGUAUUAAUUUUUCCGUUUUGUGUUUUCUUUAGGAUUCUCCCUGUCGUUCUAUCGUCACUGUUUGCUGCUGUAUCGUCUCUUCGCGCUGCUAAGAUCUGUCGCGUUGUAAUGUGUCGCUGCCUGGACGCCGUUAUCACCGCUGCUUAAAGGGAACCGCUCUCGUUUGGAUACCAUACGCUCUUAGAGCCCGGUUUUAUUUUUCUCUACGUUUGUAGAGAACUAAUGCGUUGCUCUUUAUGAGCUGUUUCUUUAGUUCUCUUUAUUUUUGUUUCUUUAAGUUAUUUGUGUGUGUAUAUAUAUAUAUAUAAAUUAUUAGUAUUAGUAUUAGUAGUAGUAGUAGUAGUUUUGGUUUGUGUUCAUGUUUCAUUGACUGAGUUGCCCGCGUGGCUCAUGUGACCAACCUGAAAUCUUCUGGAUGUGACAUUACGAGUAUUCUUAUUGUAGCUUGUUUUGUUCAUGUGACCAAUUAUCGGCAAUCCGGAGCUGUUUGAGGGUCGCAUGUGGGUAACUAGUAAAUUAACCUGAUUAUUUUUGAUUGUUUUAUAAUUAAAGAGGUUUUUGUCAUUAGUUAUUUAUGCUUAAUUGUUUUAAGUUGAUUGGUUGUGUUGUACUUGGCAAAGCAAUCCUCAAGUCCGCGUGUUCAAUCACUCAGGAGAGUAGAAAUUCUCCUCUAAAGAUUUAUUCAGUCAAACACCACAUGAAUAAAGCAUACAGAGCUCUGGGUUCGUCUGUUCCUAGUUACACAAAACUACUCGAGUCUUGUGUCAGGAACUCUGCCCUGCUCGUCUCUCCUCAACCCAGUAUUUAUAAACGGACACAAAACAAGUUCAGUUUUCGAGGCGGUCUCUUCUUCAGAAAUCAGCUGGUUUCUUGUAAGCCUUGGUAAGCAUCAGUUUCAGUCAGACUGCGCUGGUUUUAGUUCCUAAUUCUCUGCAAACAUAAUCUAUUUUGGUUAUCACAUGGGUGAGGCGCCAGACGCACCUCACAUAAGUCACAGAAAAAUAUUGUUCUGUACAUUAUUUAUCAGACUAUAACCUAUGAGUAAAUGAAUAAUGAAAAUAAUGACAACUGUAACAUGUUGAAAUAUACUCAUCAGUUGUUAAUUACAUUUGAUAUUUGCAGGAGCCCCGGGGUCCCACGGGUGAAAGGAUCUUGUCCUGUGGUGGUGGUGCUUCUUCAUUCAGUGCCGUGUAACACUCAGAGUGUGUGAAUAAAGUGCACAUUUACGCACUUGGCAGAUGCUUUUAUCCAAAGUGACUUAAAUUGCUUUAUCCUAUACAUUAAUACAUAGGCAUGUGCAAUCCCUGGGAUCGAACCCACAACCUUGCGUUGUUAACGCAAUGCUCUUACCACUGAGCUACAGGAAAGCUAUUGGUUACAGUUCCACCUUUGGGAGCCCCAGCCCUGUGGUUUUUUUUAAUUUAUUCAAAUUAGUUUGUCUACUUUGUGUUCUCUGCUUUCUUAUGGAGUGGUGGUGCUGUUGGCGUCCUCUAUUAAUUGACUGUCUAGCAUAUUUUUUUAUCAAUAAAGAUGUGUAUUUUUAUAUUUACCCACGUCUCAUGCCUACCCCUUUUGAGGGACUGAACUUGUGUGUCUUACAUGGUUUAAAGUAUUUUCCCUGGGUGCAAGUCCUGGGGUGGCGUAGUCGGGUUCUCUAAUUGUUUAAAGCUUGGGCUUGUGUCCCAAACUGGUACCGCUGUCACGUGUUUGAAACCCUCUUGAAGUUAAUGUUAAAAACAACAUGCAUGACAUUUUGUUACGAGCGUAACCUACAACUCCAUCUGAUGUUUGUCUUCACACAGUUAAGAUGUAACAAAUGUUUCUUUUCCUAUAAAAGUCUUUGUUUCUUUAUUUUAGAUGUAUUCCAGCUUCGGUAAAUUAAAAGUCAAAUUCAUGUGCAAAUGUAAUGGAGCAAAUGUAAAUGUCUAUGUUGGCUCCUCAUAGAGAAACCUAUCUAUCUUUAAAGGUUCUAUACAGCAACUUUGUCAAAUGGUGCUAGAACCAUUUACAGUUGUCUAUAAUUAACAUUCAAAAAAAUAAAUGUAUGCGAAGACCUUGUAUUACCAAAAUAUUUGAAAUGUAUAUGUGAAUAUGUUCUGUUAAUAGUGACUUUGUUUUAUAAUAAGUAAACCUUUCAAGGGAUAUUUUGUACCAGGGAAUUAAGAGGGAAAGUAUGCAAGUACCCAUAAUUGAAUAUCUUUGACCAAACCUGUUUACAGUGAUUGGUUUCUGUUUCGGUUUUUACUGAAAACAGUGUUUGAUUACUGACGGCAACAGGCUUGUCAUAGGCAUGUGAUGAUGGUGAGUGUAUACGUGACACAUUAUCGUCUCCAACACAGUCUCAAACAAACAUCACCGAUUUCACAUCAUCUGUUCUGAAGUCAGUAGCAUGCUCAUCUUUUCUCUCCUCUGCUUAUCCUCCUUCAUUUUGAAUGGUGCUGGUAAUGCAGAGGAAGGGACGUCAGUGUCAGCGACUGUAGGACAUUCUGUCACUCUACACACUGAUGUCAUCAAACACAGAGAUGAUCUGAUCGUGUGGUAUUAUGGGUCUGAACACACUGUUAUUGCCAGAAUCAACGGAAAGGCUGGAAGCACCAUGUUAACUGACGACGAGCGAUUCAAAGACAGACUGAAACUGAAUCAUCUGACUGGAGAUCUGACCAUCACACACCUCACAUCUCAUCACUCUGGAGUCUAUAAACUUAAGAUCAGCAGAAACCGUAAACCCUCCUACAAGACGUUCAGUGUCACUGUCGAUGGUGAAGUGAAGUCAGCGACUGAGGGACAUUCUGUCACUCUACACACUGAUAUUGUCAAACACAGAGAUGAUCUGAUCGUGUGGUAUUGUGGGUCUGAACACACUGUUAUUGCCAGAAUCAACGGAAAGGCUGGAAGCACCAUGUUAACUGACGACGAGCGAUUCAAAGACAGACUGAAACUGAAUCAUCUGACUGGAGAUCUGACCAUCACACACCUCACAUCUCAUCACUCUGGUGUCUAUAAACUUAAGAUCAGCAGAAACCAUAAACCCUCCUACAAGACGUUCAGUGUCACUGUCGAUGAUCAGAUUCUGGACUUUCCUGGCAUCUUGAAUAAAAUCUCUCCUCGUUUUUCCUCUGAAAGACCAUCACAUGUCAAACAUUUUGCAAAAGAUUUUACUGCCAAUGUGGUCACUUUUAGUGGUGCUUCCAAAGCAAAGCAUCACUGUUUUCAUCCUGCAUACUUACUCUUUUACUUUUUCUGGACAAAAUUUGGCAUGUGACUAAUACGCACCACAGACAGAGGUGGGUAGAGUAGCCAAUAUCUUUACUCAAGUAAAAGUACAAGUAACUAGAGAAAUUGUUACUCAAGUAAAAGUAAAAAAGUAUGAAAUGAAAAAACUACUCAAGUAGCUAGUUACUUACUUUGUAUCUGAUUAUAUAGGCCUACUACAUUAAAUUAAUAUUAACGCCAAUAUUUUAAUAUUACAUUUUAAUCAACAUUUUUAAUUAUCAUAAGCAGAUAUCUUUGCAAUAUACUAGAGAGACUAAAGAAUAGACAAACACAGAAGAGACGAGCAUUUCUGUACAUUUCAUCUAGUCCUGAUGUCAAUGUAGUUUACACAACUUAUUUAGAAUAAUAGACCAUAAAAA
This is a messenger RNA of Triplophysa rosa, 3931 nucleotides long. RefSeq lists its product as uncharacterized. The coding region runs from base 2689 to 3561 and encodes 290 amino acids. NCBI's taxonomy places the organism in Eukaryota, Metazoa, Chordata, Actinopteri, Cypriniformes, Nemacheilidae. The transcript has 6 exons. The record is from RefSeq and is a predicted model, not a curated record.